CCGAAGAUGCCGAGCUGAAUGUGUGUGUGUGCGCGCGCGCGUGUGUAUGAGAGAAGCCCAGAGAGGGUGUGAGGGUGUGUGUAUGUACAUGUACAUGCGUGUGUGUGAGCGAGCGUGCAUUCUCCUCGGGCUUCUGUGGAGGAGUACAGGAACAGUGUAAUUCGGAUUUCUCACGUAUUUUAUUCUGGAAGUGCUGAUUAUACUGUAUAGCGCUGAAUGAAGCAGCUCUGAUCGCAGCGAUGACCGUACAAGCUAGCCUGCAGGCUUGGUGUGGAGAGAAGUUUGAGUCACCUCUGCAAAGCCCGCGCUCGCCCCUCAUCCCUCGUCACGGCCCUGGACUUGCAGAUGUUUUUCAGUACGACCAGUGGCUUGCUGUACGACAUGAAGCUACGCUUUUUCCCAUGCAGGAAGACCUCGCCAUCUGGCUGACUGACAUUCUAGGUGAAAAAAUAAGGGCUGAGCACUUUAUGGAUGAGCUGGAUAACGGGGUGAAGCUUUGUCGACUUGCUGAAAUUCUGCAAAGCAAAAUUCCCGAAGACUGUCUCCUGGACAAGAAACAGCGAUAUCCUAUGAAGAAAGUGGCAUUUAAGAAAACCGCUUCUCCAGGCUCAUUUUUCGCCCGGGACAACACCGCCAACUUCCUGUCAUGGUGCCGUCAGAUCGGAGUAGAUGAGACUUAUUUGUUCGAGUCCGAGGGCUUGGUUUUACACAAGAACCCUCGGCAAGUGUGUCUGUGUUUGUUGGAACUCGGCCGGAUCAUCUCUAAGUAUGGCGUAGAACCCCCUGUGCUGGUGAAACUGGAGAAGGAGAUCGAGUUGGAAGAAUCUUUGCUAAUGGCAGGAGAUCCUGCUCCUCCAAUUAAAACUUUUACUGUGUGCUGCCAACAUGGAGGCUUCCAUCAUGCUGACUCUGACUCAGAUGACCUUCCCUGUAAUUGCUCACAGAGGUUUUCUAUCGAGUAUCUGGCAGAGGGACGUUACAGGUUGGGGGAAAAGAUCCUCUUCAUUCGGAUGCUGCAUGGGAAGCAUGUGAUGGUGCGCGUGGGUGGGGGAUGGGAUACGCUAAAGGGUUUCCUGAUGAAGAAUGACCCUGAUCGUGUGCUGCAGUUCACUACCCUGGAGCAGAAGAUUCUGGCAUUUCAGAAAGGCUCCUCCGUCCCAGACUCAGUCCUCAACACACAGACUCCUCAGCCGCCCACCAUGGACCCUCUCGCUGCCGUCAACCUUCUCCCCUCCUCUUCCGCCCCUUCCUCUUCAGCUUCUUCCUCCUCGACUCCUGUUCCACACACAAAACCAGGUACACCUGCCUCUGGCGCAGUUACGCCACGAGGCGUUGUCCAGUCCCCAGUCUCCACCCCGUCCCUUCCAAGGAAAACUGCAGCUCCUAAAAAGAAACUUCAAGUGUCCAGUGUCUCUCCCAAGACCACUGCACUCUCCUCAAACACUACAAAAAAGAGCCCUUUAGUCCAACCCUCCCCACCAGUUUUUGGUUUCCAGAAAUCACCCCUUAUCAUCUCUGACCGGAAGCAGCGCAAAUGUGGUGUUCCUUCUCAGCCGCGUAGUCCUGUGUGCCCAGAGCCAAGCUGCAAACAAGCCAAAUCAUCAGCCACCCCCAUAGCAAAUACUUCUCAGCGGGAUGGCCGACCACCUCGAGCACCUCUUCGUACUCGUCCCGCCAUGAGACCACCCAUCUCCUCUGUUACCACACGUCUACAAACGGACACAAAAAAGGGACGCCCUGUUUCCCCUCAACCAGCAGGCCUUACAAGGACUCCUAAAGAGACCAAGCCCUCCUUAGCAAAAGUUUUAGAAAAGCCCAAACAACCAGUAGCAAAAACUCAAAGAGUGAACAGACCUGCACCAGCAAAUGCUAAAUCCGGAGUUCAAAUUUCUACUCCCUCUUCCCAAGUCUCAAAAUAUUCUCAACCCUCCAGGACGAAAAAUCCAACAGGACCAUCUACCAAUGGGACCAUAGCGCCAAAGGCUGCACAGCCGCCAACUACAAAAUCCACACACACUACAGACAGAAAAGCCCAAGGCAGCAAUAAUAGAGCACUCAAAACUAACUCUGCCCCGGUCAGAGCAGUUAAAGCGACCCCGAUCACCACCACGCAAAAGAAACCAACGAGUCAAACUGGGGUCUCCAAGAAGGGAGACAAGCCCUACUUUGAGAUGACCAGUAAAAAGAAGCAAUGAACUUAAUGGGAGCUAGAACUUGCAGGGCUUUUUAUGUGGUAGUAGUAGUAGUGGUGGUGGUGGUGGUGGUUUUGAGUACUUUUUUUUUUUUUUUUUUUUUACCCUUGGUAUAGCACUUUAAGGUACAGGCCCAAGGCAUUAGCAGCACGCAAUGAGUAAAGUUUGUAUAGCAUCAAUGUUUCUGUUCUUAACUAUGUGUUUAUAUUUUACAUGUUUUAUAAUUUAUUUGAUUUAAAUUUAUUUGUCCCACAAAGGUCAUUCGUGGAAAAAGGUCAAGAGAUAACGUCUGGUCGAUUUUAAGAGUAAACACUCAAUAUCCUGUAAACUAACUUUUCAACAUCCAUGUGUAUUUGUGUAACAUCAAGAUGGUUUGGCAUUCUAGAUGAAAUAACUAGCUGUAGAUUUAAAUGGUUCUUUUUGGGGAAGAUCACUAAUUAAUUAUUUAUUAUGAUUUAGGAACAAUAACAUGCAUUAAGAACAAUAAUCGUUAGAGAUUUAGCAGUUAAUCACCUGCCUGAGUAUUCUCCCAUAAGUAGUAAUUCCAUGAUAAUCGCUCUUUAACAUGAUGUAAUGCAGUCCAAUAACAGCAACCUCUUACAGGUUUUGUGGUUAUCCAGUUGCCUAGCCAUUCAAAAAUAGGAACUACCUCUAGAAGUGAAUACGAAUUUCCACGUGUACUGCUGAUUAAGUGAAGCUCAUACUGAUCAAUAUUAAUGUCAAAAUUACUGAUUUAUUUAAAGAAUUAUUUACAGCACAAUCCAAACCUGACUGUUUUACAGUUGCCUUUAUGGCUAUAUGUCUUUUGUUUUCUUUGUCAAUGUCUAUAUGUUUGAUUUUUCUGAUUUAUCUGUGUAUUUUAUUGCACUUUACAAUAAUUAUUUUAAAUGUAGUCUCUUUAAUGUCCUGUAAAUUCUUUGUGUCUAAUAAAAGUGUCUUUGGGUAACACA
Messenger RNA from Clarias gariepinus (North African catfish), 3142 nucleotides. It is a transcript of the gene gas2l3, whose product is annotated as growth arrest-specific 2 like 3. The record is from RefSeq and is a predicted model, not a curated record. Bases 240 to 2195 code for a protein of 651 amino acids. NCBI's taxonomy places the organism in Eukaryota, Metazoa, Chordata, Actinopteri, Siluriformes, Clariidae. Gene Ontology annotation, molecular function: microtubule binding; cytoskeletal adaptor activity; actin filament binding. Gene Ontology annotation, biological process: actin crosslink formation. Gene Ontology annotation, cellular component: actin filament. The transcript has 9 exons.